AUGCAUAGUUGCGAUAAGCAGUUAUUGAAAUGGCGUUAUACUGUGUGACAAUGUGUCGAAAAGGGAUUACCGACAAGUACGGUAGUCAUAUUCGGAUAAAAUCGGAAAAUCUCGAUAAAAUUUGGAGUUUGAAAUUUUUUUAUAGGCCUGUUUCGCACUUAGCUAUUCAGGGUAUUAAUCAUCUAAACCGACGAACGAAUUCUCUACAACAUAGAAAUAAAAAAAUGGGUGUAUCGUUGCGUUUUUGUAAUGGAUUAUCAACAACUGAUCCACAAAAUCAUCCAGUUUUAAUUAUUGGCCAAGUGAAACAUUUAAAUCAAUUGAAAUAUUCACAAAUUAAGUGUAAACUUGAGCCUCGCGUUACUGAAGAGAUUUUCAAAGCUGCUAUUUCUAGUUUACAUCCUUCACCUACCGAUAGUUGUUCAUUGUAUUUAAAUUUAGCAACUGUAGCUGCAUUACCAAUAAAAUGUUCCCGUCACAAUACCCCUUCAAGAUCGCAUGCAAUUACAAAAUUAGUUAAAAAUUGUACGGUUGGCGUUGAUGAAAGUGUUGUGAUUUUAUGCGAGAAACCGGAUUUGUAUGCUAGUGCUUGUGCAGUAGCUCGUGCUUUUCCCACAUACUCAAAGAAAUCAUCAUCAGGUAUUUCUCCAACAAAAGGGGACAACAGUCCAACAACGACAAACGUGAACAUUGAAUUUAUUAUUAUAAAUGGAAAUCAAGAUGACGCAUUAUCAGGACGUGGUGAUGUUGAUCAUUUAACUGCUGAAGAUUUAGAUAUGUUAAAUACAACAGCAAGUGCCAUACGUUUAGCGGCAUCCAUUGUAGAUACACCUUGCAAUGAGAUGAAUGUUGAUCAUUUUUUGCAAGAAGUGAAAAAAAUUGGAAAUGAAUUAAAAAUAACACCGAAAAUAAUUCGUGGCGAAGAAUUACGUGAAAAAGGUUUUGGUGGCAUAUAUGGGGUAGGAAAAGCUGCACGUGUACCACCUGCAUUAGCUGUACUUAGUUUCAAUCCACCAGGCGCACAAAAUACUAUUGCGUGGGUUGGUAAAGGUAUUGUUUACGAUACUGGUGGUUUGAGUAUUAAAGGAAAAACUGCAAUGCCUGGAAUGAAACGUGAUUGUGGAGGAGCUGCAGCUAUUUUAGGAGCAUUUUAUGCAGCUGUUAAAGCAAAUUUUACCCAAAAUUUGCAUGCUGUAUUUUGUUUAGCUGAAAAUGCUGUAGGUCCUGAUGCAACUCGACCAGAUGAUGUUCAUACUUUAUACUCAGGGAGAACUGUAGAAAUUAAUAAUACGGAUGCCGAAGGGCGUUUAGUUUUAUCAGAUGGAGUUGCGUACGCACAAAAAGAUUUAAAGGCUAAUAUUAUUUUAGAUAUGGCUACUUUAACUGGAGCCCAAGCUGUGGCAACUGGUAAAUAUCAUGGAGCUAUUUUAACAAAUACUGCUGAAUGGGAAGAUUUAGGUGUACAAGCUGGAUUAAAUUCCGGUGAUUUAUUGUUCCCCAUACCAUAUUGUCCUGAAUUACAUUUUAGUGAAUUUGCAUCAGCUAUUGCUGAUAUGAAAAAUUCUGUAUCUGAUCGUAGUAAUGCUCAAUCAUCAUGUGCUGGAUUAUUUAUAAUGGCACAUUUAGGAUUUGAUUAUAGUGGGGCUUGGAUUCACGUUGAUAUGGCCGCACCUGUUAAUUGUGGUGAACGUGCUACAGGAUAUGGAGUGGCGUUAUUAACAACUUUGUUCGGACAUUAUACUAAACAUCCUUUAUUGAAUUCAGUUAGUCCAUUAUUCUCGGAAUCUACUGAAAAUGUCACAAAAAAACAACGCAUUAAUUAAUAUAUUCCUAAUUAUUAUUUUUUUUACAAAUGCUACAAUCUUUUCAUAUCACUUUAGGAUCAUUAAUAAAUACGAUUCUAGUCGAUGAUGAUUUUCGACUGAAAAAUUUGGCCCAAAAUAUUAUUUUAGAUAUUAAAUUUAGUGAAAAAAAAAAAUGUUUUUUGAAAAUGAUAAUAUGCUUUUAUGUUAUGUAAUGUGUUGAUCUUAUAGUAUGAGAGCUAGCAAAGACACGUUUUCAAAACGGGUAGAUUUUGAUUAUUUACUUGGUAGGAAUAAAGUAUGUCUGGCAUCUGAGAGCGGUUUCCAAAUUUAAAAUCAAUUUAAGACAAUUUUUAUCAAAUUAUUUUUCAUGCCGUUUAAGCAGUAGCAAUUUUAAUUGCCAGACAGUUUAACCAUUGCUAACACUGCGCCAGAUAUUAAUUUAAAAAAAACGUAUUUAAAUCACUUUAGUAUGGCUUUAAUUUUAAUAUGAUUUAGUCAUUAAAUUAAAGAAUUUAAUUUUAAUUUGCCAGGCAGAAAUUCGGUUGCUUUACUGGAGCGAAUCUAUCAUUAACACAGCCACUCUCAAAUGUAAGAUAUAUCUCAUACCUUCCUAAAUUCAAUAAA
This is a messenger RNA of Chrysoperla carnea, 2429 nucleotides long. RefSeq names its product probable aminopeptidase NPEPL1 (gene grsm). Gene Ontology annotation, molecular function: manganese ion binding; metalloaminopeptidase activity. The transcript has 8 exons. Gene Ontology annotation, biological process: proteolysis. Gene Ontology annotation, cellular component: cytoplasm. The record is from RefSeq and is a predicted model, not a curated record. Lineage: Eukaryota; Metazoa; Arthropoda; Insecta; Neuroptera; Chrysopidae. The coding region runs from base 30 to 1823 and encodes 597 amino acids.